Messenger RNA from Sceloporus undulatus (fence lizard), 9207 nucleotides. RefSeq names its product karyopherin subunit alpha 3 (gene KPNA3). The coding region runs from base 2 to 6637 and encodes 2211 amino acids. The record is from RefSeq and is a predicted model, not a curated record. NCBI's taxonomy places the organism in Eukaryota, Metazoa, Chordata, Lepidosauria, Squamata, Phrynosomatidae. Gene Ontology annotation, molecular function: protein binding; nuclear import signal receptor activity. Gene Ontology annotation, cellular component: nucleoplasm; cytoplasm; nucleus. Gene Ontology annotation, biological process: NLS-bearing protein import into nucleus. The transcript is spliced from 3 exons.
CAUGUGCUCGGAGCUGCCAAGCGCGGGGAGCUCGCUGCGCCUGCGCGUCUCCUUCGUGGACGUUCAUGCGGCGCCUCCGCUGGUGCGGCUGUGGGGCCUGGCCGGGGAGCGGAGGGCCGAGUACGUGCGCCUGGCCGAGGAGCUGCAAGCCAAGGCCGGGCCCCGCCUGGGAGGAGACGGAGAGGGCCCUCUGCCCCCCUUGGCUCCGGGGGAGCUGUGCCUGGCGGAGCUGGGAGGGCGCUGGCACCGGGCCCGAGUGGUCAGCCUCCCCACAGAAGAGGAGGGCCCCUGGGGCCAGUUCCACGUCUUCCUGCUGGACCAGGGCCGGACGGUGGGGGCGGAGGGCCGGCGCCUGGCCAGGGGCCCCCGCGAGCUCUUCCUCCUGCCCUCCGAGGCCCUCGCCUGCAUCGUGGCCGACCUCCUCCCCUCGCCCUCCUGCCCAGCGCCUGCGCCCUCAGGGGCCUUCCUGCUGUGGGCCCCUGCGGCCCUGGAGUUCCUGAGCCAGCUGGAGGGGCAGGAGGUCUGUGGCGUGGCCAGGGAGGUGCUCAUCCCCCAGAGGCUGGUGGUGCUGGAGCUGCCCUGGCUGCUGGCGCAGAUGCUCCGCCUGGGGCUGGCCGCCCCCGCCUCCCCAGCCGCCUUCCACGCCCUCCUUCAGGCCUCCCUCGGCCUCGGACCCUGCGGAGCAGAGACAGAGACAGCCUUCUCCUCAAGCAGCCGCGCCUCGGGGCCCCAGCCAACUUCCAACAGAGCCCCCACAGAGCCAUCGCUGUCCUCUUUCCAUCCAGCUGCCACCUUUGGACCCCACGGAGCCCCCACAGGACCAGAGCCAGCCUUCUCCUCCAGCAGCUUCACAUCAGGGCCCCAGCCAACUUCUGCUUUGGGACACAACAGAGACCGGCCAGGACAAGAGCCACCCUUCUCUCAGCCGACUUCCACCUUCAGACCCAAUGGAGACCCCACAGGACCAGGGCCAUCCUCCUCCUCCCAACUCAUUCCCAUCUUUGGACCCAGCGGAGCCCCCACAGAGCCAUUGCACUACUCUUUCCAUCUGACUUCCACCACCAGACCCUCUCUGGAGUACUUCUUCCCGCGGCUAGAGCGGAAGGUGACGGAGCCCAUCCUGGUGACUCAAAUCUCGGACCCACACCGCAUGUACUGCCAGCUGCGCAGCCUCUCCAAGGAGAUUGAGGCCCUUUCAGAGGCCAUGGACCAGGCUUUCAGGGCCCCCGAGGGGAUCAGCCCACCCCAGGAGCCCUUGCCCAAGCCAGGCUCCCCCUGCGCCGCCCGUGGUAUCGACGGACGCUGGUACCGCGCUCUGCUGCUGGAGAGCUACUUGGGAGGUGCUCCGGAGAAGCAGCCGGGAGCAGUGGCCCAGGUCCUCUGCGUGGAUUAUGGAAAGAAGGAGUUUGUCACCAGGAAGAACCUGCGCCGUCUGCCGGCCGAAUGCUUCCGCAUGCCGGUGGUGACCUACCCUUGUUCGCUGCAAGGCAUCACAGACCGAGGGGCCGGCUGGUCGCGUUCCCAGAUCAGUCAGCUCAAAACGUUGCUCUUAGGAAAGGCCGUGCAAGCCCACAUUGAGGCAUACUGCCCUCUGGAACAUCUUUAUUAUAUCACUCUCUAUGGGGAAGAUCACCUCAACCUGAACUAUCUCUAUGGGGUGGAGGCGCAUUGCCUGGCCCAGAGCCUUCUGCACAGCACUCAAGAGUACUCCUCCGAACUCAUGACAGAGCUCAAGGGUGACCCAAGCAAGAAGGAGGACCCUGGCUCUUCGCUGGAAGCGCUGCCCACGCUGGCUGCUGUCCUGCUCCCGGCGGUGCACCUGAAGGCUGGGGAGUACCACAGUGUCCAGGUGACCUUUCUCCAGGACCCUACAGAGUUCUGGGUCCACCUCCAGGAGCAUCGCCAGCCUCUCUGUUAUCUGAAGCAGAACCUGAAUGACUUCUACUCUCAGACCAAGAAGCUGGAAGGGGUGCUGCUAGAGCCCAGGCCAGGCUCUCUGUGCUGCGUCAUGUUGAAGGAGAGCUCUUAUCACCGUGCCCUUGUCACCAAAGUGCAGGGGAAGGGCAUUGAGAUAUACUUGGUGGACAAGGGAAACACUGAAAUAGUUGACCUGUAUAAGGUAAAGGAGCUGCUUCCCCAGUUUAGAGAGCUUCCUGCCGCAGCCCUCAGGUGCAAGUUGGCUAAUCCUUCCCCAGGCCUGAGAUGGAGUCCAGAUGCUAUUGAUUACUUCAGGAAAGCUGUGGUAAACAAGGAACUGGUGAUCAAGGUCCUAGGCAUGCAAGGAGACAUCUAUGUAGUAGAACUUUUUGAUCGUGCCCUGACAGGAGAACAAAACUUAGGCAAAAUUAUGUCCCAGGGAAUAUAUGCUGAGCAUCAUGAGAAUGUACAAGGAAAGAAAGUCCAGAAAGUGACAGAUAGGCCGUUGAUGAAAGCUCCUCAAGGAGAAAGCAUUUUGCAUCAGUCUAGUGAAGGCGCUUGCGGUUUGUAUCACAGAACAGCAACUGCAGAAAAGGAUUGUAACAUUUUCCCAAAUCCUUCAUCCUGUGCUGUGCAAAAGUACUCUGAAAUAGCACCAGGAUUUUCUUGUGAAGAGCAGGUGGAAGUUGGAAGCACAGUAGAUGUGAUAGUAUCCUAUACAGAGAGCCCUAGUCUCUUUUGGUGUCAGUUAGCUAAAAGCUCCGAAGACCUAAAGGCACUUAUGGCUGAAAUUCAGGAUUAUUGUGUUGAAUCAGUACAGCCCCAUGACUGGCCAAAUCCUAUAUGUUUGGCAAAGUAUUCUGAAGACAAUAAAUGGUAUAGAGCUCUCAUCAUUAGUAAAGUAAACAGUACAAAAGAGGUGGAAGUUGCCUAUGUUGACUAUGGGAAUAAAGAACAUGUUUCAGUGGAAAAUGUUCGUGCAACAAAGGCAGAGUUUCUGAAACUGAAAGCGCAGGCUUUUAGAUGUAGCCUUUACAACCUGAUUCAGCCAAAGGGCCAGAAUCCUUUUAUUUGGGAGGAAAAAGCCACUGAAGCUUUUCAAGAAUUUGUGGAUUCAGCAAGCAAAAGGGAACUAAAAUGUACUAUAUUUGCCUUAGCGGCAUUAAACAGUACCGAUCUCUUUAAUAUUGUGGAUUUAAUUGCACCUUUUGAAAGUGUCUGCCAUUUUUUAACAAGAAAGGGUUUAGCCAGAUCAGUGCAGCCUCAGAAACCCCUGAUACCAUCGGUUCAACUUCUCUCAUACUAUUAUUCAACACAUGACCUCAAAAUAGGAAGUGAAGAGAAAGUUUAUAUUACUCACGUUAAAGACCCUUGCUUCUUUUAUUGCCAACUUGCUAGAAGUGCACAUGUUCUUGAACAGCUAACUAAAAGCAUUGGUAAACUCCGUAAAUCCUGGCACAGUUUGCGGACAUCACAGGCCCCUGGACGUUUAUACCUUGCAAGGUUUACUGAUGGCUGCUGGUAUAGGGCAGUAGUAACUUCAGCAAAAGCUAACAAAGAGGUCUUCUUCGUCGAUUUUGGGAAUACACAGUUGUUGAAGAAUGAAGACCUGAUUGUUAUACCCAAAGAUGCUUUUGAGUUAUUCCUGCUGCCAAUGCAAGCCAUAAGAUGUUGUUUGUCUGACAUUGAUGUAGAUGUAUCAAAAGAUGCUGCCGAGUGGUUUAAAAAAGCAGUUCUAGAUAAACCUUUAAAAGCUGUGGUUGUAGCAAAAGAACCUGAUGGGAAACUAAUAGUUGAACUGUAUGAUGGUCAAAUGAAGAUCAAUGCAAAAUUGAAAGAGGUGGCAGGCUUGCAAGGCAGUCAAAGGAUUUCCCAAUAUACAAAAAAUGAAGCUUCAUUGUCUAAGUAUUCACCCAGUAGAGAAACACAAACUGAAAAAAGACCAUCUUUGAUGGACAUUGUUAAACCUAUUUCUGAGAGCAAGAGAGGGUGCACUGAAAAUAACAAAAUACUGGGUAGUAUUAAACACAGUUCUUGGAACAGAGAAGGAAGACAAGUGCAGAAAACAGAAAAGGGGGUGGCAAGAAGAUUUCCUAAACUGAUGGAAGCAAUUGACAAAAAGGAUCCUGUAGCAGGUAGGAAGGGCAGCAACUGUGUGCCCCAUCUAGAAAGAGAGAAGAAAGCUGGUGUUGAAAACAGAAAUGAAAUUAAAACUAAGGUAUGCUUUUCAUGUAAAAAUAUAUGUGAUCUACCUCAAAAACACAUAAACCCUGGUCUUAAAACUUCAGUGUAUAUUUCACAUAUUAACAACCCUUCUGACUUUUAUGUUCAGCUAGUAGAAGAUGAGUCUGUGCUUAACAGCAUUUCAGAAAAACUAAAUUCUGAACGAACGGAGAGCCUUCAUGGGGAGCAGCUUCAUGUAGGAAACUUACUGUGUGCAGUUUUUCCAGAAGAUGGCUUGUGGUAUCGAGCUGCGGUCAUUGAAGAGCCUUCUGGUGAAUUGGUGAAUGUGCGGUACAUUGAUUAUGGGAAUACUGCGUUAAUUGGUAUCUGCAAAACAGGCAGGCUUCUUGAAGAAUGGUCAUCCUUCCCGGUCAUGAGCAUUCAUUGCUCGCUGGACAGAGUUAAGACUACACACCAAGUCGAAUGGACCCAGGAAGCAGUACUGAAUUUCUCUGAAAGAACAAGUGAAAUUCAAAUGAACUGUGAAUUUGUGGAGAAAAGUGAAGGCAAAUGGGAAAUUCUUCUCUGUGACAAAAAGGGUAAUGUAACAGUAGAUUUGAUUAACGAUUACCCUGAAUGCCAAAAGCCUCUUAUGGGGGCCCAAAAAGAGAACAAGGCCGAUUUGAUAAACCUGUGUGAAGCUGUUGAUAACCAUAGCAAAUCUUCAAGUGCCAGGUCUUUUCACUGGAAGAUACCUGAAAUAGGUCAAACUCUGAGAACAUUUUCAGUAGUUGCAAAGAGCCCCGAAUAUUUUUGGUGUCAGUUUACUGAGACAGAAAAUAUUGAUUCAAUUGAAAGAAUGCUUCAGGAGGCUGAAACACAUGAAAGAAUAACCGUGGAUGAGAUAACAAGAGGUUUCCCGUGUCUAGCAAAGUAUAGUGAAGAUGAUACAUUUUGCCGAGCAAUUGUUAGCAAUGUAGAAGACAACAUAUUUACAGUAAUUCAUAUUGAUUAUGGAACUGAGGAAUGUAUCAAUAAAGAAAUGAUCAGGGAGAUUCCUGAUGAGCUGUUAGCAAUGCCACCUCAAGCAUUUCUGUGUUGUCUCUUUGGUUGUAGUGCAAAGGAAAGUUCCUGGACUGAAGGAAUAAGUAAGAUCUUCUUUGAAAUGAUAGCUGACUUUCCAUUAGAAGUUACAGUCAUAGACAAAAAAACUCAGAGCCCUCUUGAAAUUCCUAUGUUUAUUGUUACAUUAGAAUGUCGAAAGCUAAGCAUUAAUGAGCAAAUGAAAUCAUUUUGGAAGUGCAACUCUGAAGACAGUGACUCCACUUUAGCAAAUAUUCACAGCUCCGAAGAACAGACCGAAGAUGCAGGAGAGAGUUCAAAGGCUGUAGUAUCUGAAGCUGAAUCAUUUUGUUCAUUCACAUCUGCCCCAACUAGUACUGCUUUAGAAGAUUUGCUAAGUUAUUCGGAGCUAUUACAACCCGUAUGUCCUAGUUCAGUGGAGGAGAGCUCAACUUCACUCACUCACCAGAAAAGGCAGCACUGGAAAGCCAUUGAACAACAGCCUGCAUGUGAAGCUCUUGGUAAUGAAACAGACCAUUGUGCACCUGAAAAAGGCAAUGAGAUAUCGGCUUCUGCAGCUACUUUUAAAAUGCAGCUUCCUGCUAGUAAUGAAACUGAAGUCUUAGAACAAGAUCCCUUUGAUGCCCAGGAAGAGACUGAAAGCCAAGCAGAAAUACCAACAAAAAGUGCACUUGAAGUACACUUGCCUUCAGAUGACACAGAAGGCUUAUCAGACUCUGUACCUCCUGUACCAGAUGAUAGUCUUCAGAUACCAAAGCUGGACAUAUUAGAGGAGCCCUCAUUUGAAGAACCUUUGGAACUGGAGGCGACUGAAAGCCCUUCCUUGUAUGGGGAACCACAACAGAGAUCAACAUUGGAUUUGGUUGAACUUCCAAAUGUGGAAGAAGGACAAAUGUGGAAGAAGGAUAAAGUGGAUAGUCCAUGGUGUCCUUUACAGGCUAACAAAUGGACGGAGGACAUUUCCCUGUUGGGAAAUGAUCUGCCUGCUGUAGUGCAUCCUGCAAGUAAUGACAUUGAGUCGUCAUGUUUAGAAACUGAAUUAAAUCCACAAGACCUCUCUUGCAGCAAAGGCCUUGUCAACGUAGAUGAAACAUUACAAGAUACUGUGAAAACUUGUUGUGCAGAAUGGCAAAUUCCUCUGGAAAAGAGCUGCAGAGAAACACAGAUGAAUCUUAAUAUGUGUGAAAACAUGAAAGAGAACAAUGUCAUUGAACAAGAUUCUUUGAGUGAUAUAUUGUUGGAUGGAUGGGAAGUUGAAACUUCAAGCACCAGUGCAGUAGGUUUAAAGAAAAUAGAGGCAUCGCAACAGCAAGAAAAUGAAGACAUUUAUAAUACAGCACUUGAAAUGAUAGAUCACUAUUUCUCUGGGGAUGAUAUAGUUGAAGAUCCCAGCCUCAUUCCUGAAGCAACACAAGGAGGUACUUACAAUUUUGAUCCAACAGCCAACCUUCAAACAAAAGAAUUUAAUUUUUAAGCUCCAUACCACACAGCUUGUCUGUACCACACCAGUAAAAUAUACCACCAGAUAUCUCCUGUUGGAAAAACUGGCUCCAAGCAUAUGCCUCUUUGUCUGAUGCCUCUAAAGCAAGUCAUACAUCAGUCACUUUGAAUUUGCCAAAAGUAACUAUCACAUGGACUGUAAAUGCAUAUGCAUGAUCUCAUAAACUGUUAAAAAAAUUAACAGUCCCUGCUACCUUUCCUUUCUCUCCCCCCCCCCUUUUUCCCCCCCCAUGCCCCAUGCUGAUGACUGCGUUUUGUAGUUUUAAGAGUAUCCCUUUCUGGUGGAACGUUGGCUUUCCACAGAAGAAUAGCUUUCUUUGGAAAAUGGUGCACUGUGGAUCAAGACUCUUUAGUAUGAUGCUUACAUUUUGGAAAACUUCUGAGAGGCCGUGUUUAUUUUUUAUUUUAAUUUUUGAGCCUCUACCGUUGUCCUCAACAAACGUAUUUUCAUAUAUUUAAUGUGGAAGAAUAAAUAACGAAAAUGCAACUCAAAUUAUUUUCAUUGGUGAAACUGAAAUUAACCAAACAAACGUCUUUAAAAGAACUUGUUAAUUGAUCAGUUUAAAAACAGACUACAUAUAUCAGUAAUUGUGUUCAUUACUGCCUUAGAAGCUUGGGUCUGAAGGAUGAACUUUAUAUUCAGACUAGUAAAACAUGACCCUUAUACCUAAUUUUUGAGAACAACAAGCUGCACUUGACCACUCUUCAGCCUGUGUGUUCCUGCCAUUUUUGAAAUGAUGAAAUGCUGUGCAUGGUAUUUUACCUGAGCUACAACCUGUUAUGGACUUGAAAAUGUUGUUAUAAGUUGAAAGCAAGAGUCCUGCAUUAAAGAAACAACACUAUCCUAAGUGAGCAUUGGUCAAUAAGAAUCUUGCUUUCAUCUUUCAGUAGUCAGUAUAUUUUUGGUUUAAAUUUAUAACUGAAUAAUGUUGAUUUAUAUUGGUUUAAACUGUGGAGCUUUCUUGUUUACUGUAAUUUAGUCUUAAACUAUUUUUUUACCAGUGCUUAUGAUGAUGUGGUUGACAAAUUAGCAACUAUUUUAGAAGCAUCAUAAAAGCUUCAUUCUUGGAGUAAUGGAAAAAUAAUAGAAAAAAAUAGUCUAUAAGCCUAUUCAUAUAGUGAAAAUACUUACUAGCUGUGUGAGUUUUGUGAAGGCUGCUGCUGUUCAGCAUACACAUAAUGUGCAGCUCACAAUUAAUAAAUUUACAUAAGCUGGUAACAUGAGAGUAGUGGGGAAGCUGUCCAGCCUGGCUUUUCAGAUGAUUUGCAAUUGCUGUGGGUAACCAUGAAAUUUGAACUAUGUAAACUGUCAAACUGAUACUGUUACUGUUGUUCACUGGAUGUAGUUCCCAAUGCCUUGAUGUGAAGGGAUACAAAAACGUAAAACUAAUGUAGUUAUUGGGUGUGGAUUGUAUUUACUGUGAUGAAGAUAAGGAUUGAUGCCAUCAAAGCUUUGUUGAUCAGCUGUUUUUCCACUAAUGAGCAAGACAUUGCAGGUGUUCAUUCAUUAAAUAUAUCUGCCAAGGUGGAGCCACUUUAAAGAGUGAGUUGCCUUGUAUCUUGAAGUAUACAAGUAUAUGUUUUAAAACGCAAGAUUUUUACUUGCUACAUAAUCUGUUUUAAUACAGUGGUUUGGCCUCUAUUUAUAGGUUUUGUAAAAUUUAAAAUCAAUUUCUCUUUAAGGUGGCUCAGACUUUUCAACUCUUGUGCACAUAAAAUUGAGUUGAAAUUCAUUGUGCCUUUUUUUCUUUACCCAGACGUUAAUUUGAUAACUAUAUCCUAUUAAUUAACACAUUAUAGUCUAAAAUGUUGAAAUUGUGGUGUUUUUGCUAAGAACUGAACAAAACAAAACCAAAAUUAAAUUUGGUCAGUUUUUUUUUAAAUUUCAAAGCAAAUACGCAUUUGAUGAUGUGAACAAAUUUCCCCCAUUUUUAGACAGUAUUCCCAUGUUCUGUGUUGUAUAUACAACAUAUGGUUAAUAAUUUUUCACUACUGUGAAGAUUGAUUAUUUUUCUUGCACUCAAGUAGAGAUAAAGAUAGGAAAAAUUGAUUUAAAGCAGUAACUUUGGUUUUUCUCAGUUUUGUCACCUUACUAGGUCAGGAUUGGGAUUCAGACAUUUUAUAGUUAAUAAAGGAAACCAAGGUUUGGAUCUAAAGAUCCUUCUGUUAAGAGGAGAAAAUACUUGUGGUUUGCUGAGGCAAUUCCUGAUUCCUGCCCCCGCCUCAUCUACAGUCUGCACAAAGUGGUGCCAGAGGGGCUGGAGACCCUCAAAAACAGUUUUUUGGGGGGGCACAGAGGGCUACAAAUAGGGGGAAUUGGCAAUAGUCUCUCAUGUCCCAUAUGUGGAUCUUUGUAUCUAAGCCCAAAAGAGAAACUGCUGCACUUUUAAGUUUUCAGGUGUUUUAAAAUUGCAUUGUGUUCAUUAUUUUUUUUAACUUUCAGUUAAUAGAUUAAAUUCUUCCUUCAAAAGAGGCAUCUAAAUGUGUUCCUAAUUUUGUAUAUGGGCUUAGGUUUUAUAAUCAAUAAAAAGCUGCUAUCAAAUA